CUAAAAUCGUUGUUCCAUGGAGUGCAAUCCAGCUAAUACAACGUAUAGUCGUGGUUCACAGUGGGGCGAAAUUCAGUGGCGAUCGCAGUUGCCAGAGUUGUUCAUCGGAGAAGCAAAGAACGGAGGGAAGUAAUGGAGGGAAGUGACAGAGCGGCGAUGACGGACACAUGGCUGAAGAAGCACCGUCUGCUCUAUGUGGGAGCCACCCGACACCCUUUCGUUCUUGGAAUCCGCGACGGCUCUGUCGACUUCACUUCCUUCAAGCGGUGGCUGGGACAGGAUUAUAUAUUUGUUAGAGCUUUUGUCCCACUCGUUGCAAGUUUAUUGCUAAAAGCUUGGAAGGAAUCAGAUGAUAAUUCGGAUGUAGAUGUAAUUCUGGGUGGCAUAGCUGCUUUGAAUGAUGAGAUUGCAUGGUUCAAAAAGGAGGCUUCCAAGUGGGGUAUUGCUUUGAACAGUGUUGUGCCUCACCAGACUAACCUAGAUUACUGCAGAUUCUUGGAAAGCUUAACGAGCCCAGAUGUGGAAUACACGCUGGCCAUAACAGCAUUCUGGGCAAUUGAGGCUGUUUAUCAAGAGAGCUUUGCCCACUGCUUAGAAGACGGCUCUAAAACUCCAGAAGAACUGAAAGAGACUUGUCAACGGUGGGGCAAUGAUGGUUUUGGUCAGUAUUGCCGUGCCCUCCAAAACAUAGCAAAUCGUCGUUUGGAGAAGGCAUCUGAUGAUGUGUUAGCAAAAGCUGAGGUUAACAUAUUAAGAAUUCUCGAGCAUGAAGUAGAAUUUUGGAACAUGAGUCACGGGGUUUGAGUCGGCCAGUUUGGCGCUCAUUUUCUAGGUCUUUCCAACAGGUCUGUUGUAUGUUUGCACUAAAUGGAAGAUGAUCCUGUAUAUAUUGAUCGUACGUGUCAUCUUUUCUUGCA
Molecule: messenger RNA, 917 nt
Organism: Sesamum indicum (sesame)
Lineage: Eukaryota; Viridiplantae; Streptophyta; Magnoliopsida; Lamiales; Pedaliaceae
Product: heme oxygenase-like, multi-helical
Cellular component (GO): cytosol
Source: RefSeq, a predicted model, not a curated record